Molecule: messenger RNA, 591 nt
Organism: Striga asiatica
Lineage: Eukaryota; Viridiplantae; Streptophyta; Magnoliopsida; Lamiales; Orobanchaceae
Source: the annotation of a GenBank genome assembly
AUGAUACACCCAAUUUGUGCCAACAUAAGAUACGAACUACUCAUGGUCCAAAGAUAUAUUCAAAGGGUAAAUGCUUUGCUUGGUCCUCAUGUCUACCGGGAUCAGGGAGAAUAUGGAGAACUGGAUGUGAAUGAAUCACGUAGAGGUCGGCCUGCGAGCAGAGCCUCUACUAGUCGUAACUUGUCUUCAUGGAAGAUCAGUUGUCUCGACAUCGAUAAAAGGGAUCUGAGUUUAUCGAAUAGUGGAUUCGGGCAGCUGGCAGACGCGUGCGGGUGUCCUAGGUCGUCGAGGUCUAGGCGUGCGGGGACUUGGCGUCACGCGGGCGUGUGUGGCAAGUCUCCUGGGCGCGCAAGGAAUCCUGGACCAGCGCAGGUUGGCGAGCGCGUGGGACACGGUCGCGAGAUGCGCAAGACACGAGCAGGGCGAUCGGGUCUGCUCGCCCAGGAGCUUGGCGGUCGAUACGCGUCGCUGGGAACUCGCGGAGAAAAUGAUGAACGUGGGAGAGAUUUCUCACCAAAGAAUCGCAACAGAUCCGAUAUGUUGGAGGAGGAGGUUUGGUCGUCGAAGGAAAAUUUUUCCAAUGUGGGCUGA